AUGAAACUGCUCCCUCAGACGGACCGAGUGGCCGCGGAUUCGAGGGACACACGCAAGAUAUGGUCGUGGGGCGGUGGUGAGAUUAUUACUGGAGACGGGCCAGAUUGGCGCGGAUCCAAAAGACUCUACAGGUUAUAUGCCAUUAUCUCUGGCUGCGGAGUAUGGAUGAGAGGCAGUGGUGAAUCUGUUACAGUAUAUUGGGAUCAAAAGUUGAAUAAUUCCAUGUACUGCGACCACGGAGGAUCUGACGCAAGUAAAGUGAUGGUUGUCGAUUUUGAGCAAGUCGAGUUUCCUACUUCAUUUCGCCCCUGGAAACUGGGCGUAAACAAUGAGGGCGCGCGAGCUUUGAUGGAUGACUUCAGAGACAUUCGGGACCGAUAUCAUGGAACCCCGCCUGCUAGGCCUUGGGAACAUGAACCCGACAGCCGCGACGACGAGAACAUGCCGAGGACAAUCCAGUCAAGUGUGAUUUCGCAGUCAAUGAAUUCGGGGAGCAUCGAGGCCCUGCGUUAUAUCGCGGCUUGA
Messenger RNA from Penicillium oxalicum, 525 nucleotides. RefSeq lists its product as uncharacterized. The record is from RefSeq and is a predicted model, not a curated record. NCBI's taxonomy places the organism in Eukaryota, Fungi, Ascomycota, Eurotiomycetes, Eurotiales, Aspergillaceae. Bases 1 to 525 code for a protein of 174 amino acids. The transcript has a single exon.